AUGAACCUGCAAGCUAACUAUCCUAUUCCGGCGAAGCUGAUUUAUCCUACUCCGGAGAGUAUCUACAAAACCCGGCAACUGGGCGAUGGUAAUAUGAUCGAUCACAGCCGAACAGAUUUGUAUCGUAUAUUUGAAAAAAUGAUCGGAGCCUGGAACCGCAACAGUCGAGCUUGUAUGCUGAGAACCAUUUGCGAAGUUGCCGACACGCCCCUUAAGCAUAACGGGCUAUUGGGAGAGCUUAUCGAUAUUGUCUUCACCCCUUCGGAGAAUGACCCGAUGGAUGAAGAAUUCAAGACUGCCGCGAAAUACGGAAAGAAUGGAGUCGAUUUUUGCGUUACCGUCGGAAUCAGUGCAACGACUUGUGGCAUCUCAAAUUCAACAACUUGCACAACAGUGGAGGCUCUAAAUUCAAGACAGAAACGGUGGCUGUCGUUUCUGCCGAACGGAGGCCUGGUAAAAGUAGUAUUUUCGUUUGUGGCACCGGUCAAAUUCUACCAUCGCUUGAAGCGUAGUAUCAACGCGGCAAUUAAUCUUCAAGCCAAUUACCCAAUUCCAGCGAGGAUAAUCUAUCCUACUCCAGGGAGUAUCUACAAAAACCGGCAACUGACUGAUGGUAAUAUAGUCGACAAUAGUCGAACCGAUCUGUACCGCAUUAUUGAAAAAAUGAUCGGAGCCUGGGGCAGAAACAGCCGGGAAUGUUUGCUGAGAACCAUUUGCGAAGUGGCCGAUACGCCACUAAAACAUAACGGGCUGGUUGGAGAGCUUAUCGACAUUGUUUUCACCCCUUCGGAGAGUGAUCAGAUGGACGAAGAAUUCAAAACUGCUUCCAAAUACGGAAAGCAUGGAGUCGAUUGUACUCGACUAUAUCCAAAGUGCCCUUCAGGACAUGGAAUACUCGAAAAAAUUUCUGCUGUAAUAAAUAUAUGA
Sabethes cyaneus is the source of this 927-nucleotide messenger RNA. RefSeq lists its product as uncharacterized. NCBI's taxonomy places the organism in Eukaryota, Metazoa, Arthropoda, Insecta, Diptera, Culicidae. The record is from RefSeq and is a predicted model, not a curated record. Bases 1 to 927 code for a protein of 308 amino acids. The transcript has 4 exons.